CGCCGAAGCACGCUUCACGGCAUACACGUGCUUCCUGCGCUCUUCUGUGCCCUUCACCGCACCGCAACGGAUCCAGAGACGAGCUUUCAUAAAAUCUGACUGAAAUCAUGCCUAAAUUGAGCAAAGAGACCAAGCAGCGGCUGCAGCAGGUGUUCCAGUGCGGCCAGUUCGUUAUCCGCUGGGGCUUCAUCCCCACCGUGCUGUAUCUCGGAUUCAAGCGAGGAGCCGAUCCAGGGAUGCCUGAACCCACAGUCCUUAGUUUGCUUUGGGGUUGAAACGUUCCUGAUGGAAACUACGGACCAAUCCGCAAACUCAACGAAGACUCUGAAAGCAGCGAGUUCUCGUCCAUCAUGUCAUCACGGGACGCUCAUUCAGAUCUGAACGCUGUGCUGGGAUGUAAAUACUUCUCUGUCACGUCCACCCAACGUUUUGUGUUAUUUUAAGACUUUUGCUUCCUCUUUCUGAAACAUUGCAUUGAGAAACACACAAAAUGUCACUGAAUUUUUUUUUAUUGAGAUCAUUGUAAACAAUCAGCAUGUUCUCACAUUCAGUUUCAAAUAAAGCAAACCAAUUCAUAAAUA
This is a messenger RNA of Labeo rohita (rohu), 581 nucleotides long. RefSeq names its product translocase of outer mitochondrial membrane 7 homolog (yeast) (gene tomm7). Bases 108 to 275 code for a protein of 55 amino acids. Gene Ontology annotation, cellular component: mitochondrial outer membrane translocase complex. The transcript is spliced from 3 exons. Gene Ontology annotation, biological process: protein import into mitochondrial matrix. The record is from RefSeq and is a predicted model, not a curated record. NCBI's taxonomy places the organism in Eukaryota, Metazoa, Chordata, Actinopteri, Cypriniformes, Cyprinidae.